Stegastes partitus (bicolor damselfish) is the source of this 1200-nucleotide messenger RNA. Its product is annotated as zinc finger protein 239-like. NCBI's taxonomy places the organism in Eukaryota, Metazoa, Chordata, Actinopteri, Pomacentridae. The record is from RefSeq and is a predicted model, not a curated record. The transcript is spliced from 3 exons. The coding region runs from base 1 to 861 and encodes 286 amino acids. Gene Ontology annotation, molecular function: RNA polymerase II cis-regulatory region sequence-specific DNA binding; DNA-binding transcription factor activity, RNA polymerase II-specific. Gene Ontology annotation, biological process: regulation of transcription by RNA polymerase II.
AUGGCCGGCAUGCGCCCCUCAGUGUCCCCAGAACUCCCACUGCACUAUGUCUAUCAGAAGGAGGAGGUUCCUGCUGACCUGCUUCGUGAUCAGGAGAGGAACUCUGGUCUGCACCAGAAGGAUCCAGACCAUCUACAGAUUAAAGAGGAACAGGAGGAACUCCGCACCAGUCUGGACCAGGAGGACCCAGAGCUUCCACAGAUGAAAGAGGACCCAGAGCCUCCGCAGGUGAAAGAGGAACAAGAGGAACUCUGCAUCAGUCUGUACCAGGAAGACCCAGAGCCUCCACAGAUGAACGAGGAACAGCCAUACGUUUGUGACACGUGCGGAAAAAGAUUUUCUGACACAUCAAAACACAAAAGGCACAAUGCAAUCCACAUAGAGGAAAAGCCAUAUUCUUGUGGAACAUGUGGGAAAAGUUUCUGUCGUCAGGAUAAGUUGGUGCUUCACAUGAGAACUCACACAGGUGAGAAGCCGUACUCUUGUAAAACCUGCAGAAAAAGUUUCAGUAAAGGAAGUAGUUUGAAAGUCCACAUGAGAACUCAUACAGGUGAGAAGCCGUAUGUUUGCAACACAUGCGGAAAAAGAUUUUCUGACCCAUCAGCAUAUAAAAGGCACACAGCAAUCCACAAAGAGGAAAAGCCAUAUUCUUGUGGAAUAUGUGGGAAAAGUUUCUGUCGUCAGGAUAACUUGGUGCUUCACAUGAGAAUUCACACAGGUGAGAAGCCAUACGUUUGUGACACAUGUGGAAAAAGAUUUUCUAACACAUCAAAACAUAAACGACACACAUUAAUCCACAAAAGGGAAACAGUCAUUCCUGUAAAACCUGCGGAAAAAAAUUCAGUCAAGAAGGUACUUUGAAAGUCCACAUGAGAACUGACACAGGUGAAAAGUCAUCAUCCUGAAACAUCUGUCAAAAAAAAUAAUUUAACCAGGUUAAAAGUUUUCAAGCUGCAUCAGAGUGUGCUUCAGCAAUAAUUGUGAUGUAAUAUGCCAGCAGUCCUUGAUGAUUAGACUGGGGACCUGUACUACGAAGCAGGAUUUGGGGUUAGCGAAGUAACUUCAGGCCAUUUGUCAUGAAUUUAAUCUGUCAUCUGUUUGUUCCUCAUCAGUGAUUUAUUUCUUGAUGCAUUAUUGGAAAUGCUAAACUUGUUUUAAACUCCAUAUUGAUUGUAAAUAAACUUUAAACAACUGUCUGCA